AUGCCAAAUUUAGAGGCACCCAUUGGCUACGAUGAAUCUUCACCGGAGAACUCCUACUCCGCUGAGGCGGUUGGUGAUGUACCGACGGUGGGCGAACCAAUGCAGCCGCUGCCAGCUGGCGCUGUGGAAAUACGUGUACAGCCACCGGGCCAGCAACCGCCGACGCCAGCGCAUGUCGGACGACUGCCUGCGUUGAGUCCGAAUCCGGUACGUGUGCGACCGUUGCAACACUUCAGCGCGUUUGACCGUGAAAUUGCCGCAUUGGAGGAGGAGAACUAUUGGCCGGUGGUGCCGGUUGUGCAGAUAGUACCAAUAAACUUGCCGCCACAACUGCCCGAGCCGUCUUUAGAUGAAUUACUGCGUCGUGUCACUGGCCGCAAUGAUUUGCAUAAUGUCGACACUGUGCGACUGCGUGUCAUCUCGUACAGCAUCAGUUUGGCAAGUUUGCCGCUCUUCCUGCCACGCCUACAGCAUCUUGACUUGAGUGGCAGUGUGCUCUGUUCGUUGCGUGAUCUCGGUUAUGGUCUACUGCAUUUGAGCUAUUUGAAUGUGAGUAAUUGUGGGCUGAAUAGUUUUGAUGGCACUAGUGGACUGCCGGCUGUGCGUGUAAUCAUCGCUGAUGGCAAUAUGAUACAGCGUGUAGAUCCACUCACCGAUUUGGUGUUGCUGCAGCGUCUGAGCGUGCAAAAUAAUCGCAUCAGUGAUUUGGGUCUACUCACAUUCUUGGGACUCUGUCCAAAUUUGUUGGAAUUAGAGUUGCAAGGCAAUUCCGUUAUACACAAUCCACUCUAUCGCACCACAUUACAACGCAGUGUGCCCACAUUGCGUGUUUUAGAUGGCAUACCGCUGGGCGAAACGGUGGUCGCACAAGCCACAGUCACGAUUGAACAGUCUAGUGGAAACUCUUCAACAGAUGGCGAGGUUUCAUCGCUCUCGAGUGAGUUGUAUUCAGACUCUUCACGUGCUGAAUCGAAUGCGUCAUCGUUGGCGGUUGUGCCUGCCGCUACGCAUAGACCGGCAACAGCUCCUCAGCCUGCAGCCAGUGAAGCUAGCGUCUCCGAACAGUCUGCAAGACCGGCUUCAGUGUGUCAUUCAGCCGAGUUACGCCGCAGCUCGCUUUCCAUGGGCGCACCAGUCGUGGGCUCCGUGCUUAGUUUGGUUCGUCGCAAUCGUCGCCAGCGUCGUCAGGCUUGGACUACCUCGUCACAUAGUUCCUCAUCAAAUUCAUCUUUACAUUCUCCUCUGGACAGUGAAAGUGCGGAAAAGCGGCUGUCUACAUUACCGCAGCAGUUAUCCAGUGACAGUAAUGACUAA
Molecule: messenger RNA, 1314 nt
Organism: Zeugodacus cucurbitae (melon fly)
Lineage: Eukaryota; Metazoa; Arthropoda; Insecta; Diptera; Tephritidae
Product: dynein axonemal assembly factor 1 homolog
Exons: 3
Coding region: 1-1314 (437 amino acids)
Molecular function (GO): protein binding
Source: RefSeq, a predicted model, not a curated record